AGAAAGAGCAGUUCAGGCAUUGCUGUGAGUCAGCUGAUCCUGGCCCCCUUCUUUGGGACCUGAAUGCCCUGCGGGAUGAACUGGAGGUCAGGAGCAGAGAUGUCACUCAACCCUCCCGACAGAAAUCAGAGGUCCCUUGUGGAUGGUCUGUGUUCAAGCUCUCCCUCCUUCCCUGGUGCUGUGGGGGGUGUCAUCUCUCUCUCGAGAUAACCGGGCCACCUCAGUCCUCCUCCUGGGGCUAUUCUUGGCUGCUCUUUGAUCCUCCUCUCUCCCCCAACCCCUACUUCAGCCCUUCUGCAGGGCGUAGCUGAGUGGGGGAAGGCCAGCCCAGUUACGUAACCCUGUGGCUGGGACCCGGGAGGCCAGCCUGGGAGCAGGUGCUCAGCCCCUCCCUCAUCACCAGCAGUGAAAAUCUAGAGCUGGAGCUCAGCCUCUGGGAAGGCCCAGCAUGGAGGCAGCCACAGCUCCGGAGGUGGCCGCAGGAUCCAAGCUGAAGGUGAAAGAAGUCAGCCCAGCGGAUGCUGAACCACCCCAGGCUUCACCUGGACAGGGGGCUGGCAGCCCCACUCCCCAGCUCCUGCCCCCUAUAGAAGAGCACCCCAAGAUCUGGCUACCUCGGGCCCUGAGGCAGACCUACAUCCGGAAGGUUGGGGACACAGUGAACCUACUAAUCCCAUUCCAGGGCAAGCCCAAACCUCAAGCCAUCUGGACACAUGAUGGCUGUGCCUUGGACACCAGCCGUGUGAGUGUGCGGAAUGGGGAACGAGACUCUAUCCUCUUCAUCCGAGAAGCCCAACGUGCUGAUUCAGGUCGCUACCAACUCCGUGUGCAGCUGGGCGGGCUGGAGGCCACUGCCACCAUUGACAUCCUGGUGAUUGAGAGGCCAGGCCCUCCUCAGAGUAUUAAGCUGGUGGACGUUUGGGGCUUCAACGCUACCCUGGAAUGGACACCUCCUCAAGAUACGGGGAAUACAACACUCCUGGGAUACACGGUGCAGAAGGCUGACACAAAAUCCGGGCUGUGGUUCACGGUGCUGGAGCACUAUCACCGCACCAGCUGCAUCAUCUCCGACCUCAUCAUCGGCAACUCCUAUGCCUUCCGUGUCUUUGCUGAAAACCAAUGCGGACUCAGUGAAACAGCCCCCAUCACCACGGACCUCGCCCACAUCCAGAAAGCAGCUACUGUUUACAAGACCAAGGGGUUUGCCCAACGAGAUUUCUCUGAAGCCCCAAAAUUUACCCAGCCUCUGGCCGACUGCACUACAGUCACCGGCUAUAACACCCAGCUCUUCUGCUGUGUCCGUGCCUCUCCCCGGCCCAAGAUCAUCUGGCUGAAGAACAAGAUGGAUAUCCAAGGCAACCCUAAGUACAGAGCCCUGACUCACCUGGGAAUCUGCUCCCUAGAGAUCCGCAAGCCUGGUCCCUUUGAUGGAGGCAUCUAUACCUGCAAGGCGGUGAACCCCCUAGGGGAGGCAUCUGUAGACUGUCGGGUGGAUGUGAAAGUUCCUAAUUGAAGACACCUAAGAAGACGUGGUACUCUGACAAAGUGCCUGCAGGAAGCCCACCAGUGGUGAGACUGUGUCAAGGAGCUUCGGCACCAUGUCUGGUUUGGAUUCGUCUAAAUAAAUGUGUGGCUCCCCAGUG
Rhinopithecus roxellana (golden snub-nosed monkey) is the source of this 1643-nucleotide messenger RNA. RefSeq names its product myosin binding protein H like (gene MYBPHL). The transcript has 9 exons. The coding region runs from base 449 to 1513 and encodes 354 amino acids. NCBI's taxonomy places the organism in Eukaryota, Metazoa, Chordata, Mammalia, Primates, Cercopithecidae. The record is from RefSeq and is a predicted model, not a curated record. Gene Ontology annotation, molecular function: protein binding.